AUGUCUUUCCGAUUGUCUAGUGGAUCCAGGCGGUCCUGCUCGCGAGCUGGUUCUGUCAGGCUGUCCCGUGGAGAGGCAAGCUUUGUGGCUGACAAUGUGUGUGUUGGUUCCUCGGGAGCAGGAAGCAGCUUUUCUGGUACGCUUGGGGGCGUUUCUCCUGGAGGAAGCUUCUGCAACGGUGGUGGAGGGUCUGGAAGCCACGUUAGCACUGGUUUUCUUGGAAAUGAGUACAGCCUUCUGUCUGGGAAUGAGAAGGUAACCAUGCAGAACCUCAACGACCGCCUGGCCUCUUACCUGGACCACGUGCACGCCCUGGAGCAGGCGAACGCAGACCUAGAGCAGAAGAUCGAGAGCUGGUAUGAGAAGUAUGGGCCUGGCUGUUGUCGGGGACUUGAUCAUGACUGCAGCAGAUAUUUGUCAGUCAUUGAAGACCUCAAAAAGCAGAUUGUUUCUGUGACCACAAGUAAUGCCAGCAUCAUUAUACAAAAUGACAAUGCCAGGCUGACUGCUGACGACUUCAGACUGAAGUAUGAAAACGAGCUUGCCCUGCACCAGAGUGUUGAGGCGGACACCAACGGUCUCCGCAGAGUGUUGGAGGAGCUGGCCCUGAACACAACAGACCUGGAGAUUCAGUGUGAGACCCUGGGUGAGGAACUGACAUACCUCCAAAAAACUCAUGAGGAGGAAAUGGGAGUCCUGCAACAUGCAUCAGGAGGCAACGUGAAUGUGGAGGUGAACGCAGCCCCAGGAGUGGACCUAACUGUUAUGCUGAACAACAUGAGGGCUGAGUAUGAGGAACUGGCUGAACAGAACCGCAAAGACAUCGAGGCUUGGUUUAAUGAGAAGAGUGCAUCAUUGCAACAGCAGAUUUCAGAUGAUGCAGGAGCAACCACAGCAGCUAGAAAUGAGCUGACAGAACUGAAGCGCAACCUACAAACCCUGGAAAUAGAACUUCAGUCCCUUACGGCUAUGAAACAUUCCUAUGAAUGCUCCCUGGCUGAGACAGAAGGAAACUACUGCGUUCAGCUCCAGCAGAUCCAGGAUCAGAUUGGGGCAAUGGAGGAGCAGCUACAGCAGAUUCGAACGGAAACGGAAGGCCAGAAGCUGGAGCAUGAACGGCUUCUCGAUCUCAAAGUAUUUUUGGAGAAAGAAAUUGAGACAUAUUGCAACUUACUAGACGGAGAAGAAAGAAGGAGCACACCCACGUGUUACAAAGCAAAAGGGUGCAGACCUGGGAAUCAAAUCAAAGACUCAAAAGAAGAAGUGUUUGUCAAAACGGUGGUUGAAGAACUCGAUCAACUUGGCAAUGUCGUUUCACUGAGAGUCCACUCCAUAGAAGAAAAAUCUUCUAAGAUAAGCAACAUUACAAUGGAGCAACGAGUACCUUCUAAAGCAUCAUAA
Messenger RNA from Marmota flaviventris (yellow-bellied marmot), 1401 nucleotides. It is a transcript of the gene Krt26, whose product is annotated as keratin 26. The record is from RefSeq and is a predicted model, not a curated record. NCBI's taxonomy places the organism in Eukaryota, Metazoa, Chordata, Mammalia, Rodentia, Sciuridae. Gene Ontology annotation, biological process: epithelial cell differentiation; intermediate filament organization. Gene Ontology annotation, cellular component: cytoskeleton. Gene Ontology annotation, molecular function: structural molecule activity.